Molecule: messenger RNA, 6533 nt
Organism: Anopheles maculipalpis
Lineage: Eukaryota; Metazoa; Arthropoda; Insecta; Diptera; Culicidae
Gene: Mi-2
Product: chromodomain-helicase-DNA-binding protein Mi-2 homolog
Exons: 3
Coding region: 89-6526 (2145 amino acids)
Biological process (GO): negative regulation of transcription by RNA polymerase II; chromatin remodeling
Cellular component (GO): nucleus; chromatin
Molecular function (GO): ATP hydrolysis activity; histone binding; DNA binding
Source: RefSeq, a predicted model, not a curated record
GGUAGAAUAGAGUGUGCCCCACGGAAAGGGCAAACGGUGGAACAGUAAGUGUUUGCAGACAAAUCAGAAAUCCCGCCUCCGAUUGACGAUGGCUUCUGAUGAGGAAAUUGAUGAAUCCAUUGCCGAGGAAGAGGGCGGUCUGAUGGACGAAGCAGCAGACGCCUCGCUCGCCGCAGAUGCGGAUGACGCUUCGGACGAGGAGGCCAACACGAAGGGUACCGCGCACCAGGACGAGGAUGACGAUUACGAGCCGGAAGACAAUCGCAAAAAGAAGAAGGGCAAAAAGCGCAAAGCCCGCAGCAGCGACGAGAAGCGCGGCCGGAAGAAGAAAAAGCGCAAGAAGAACGACAGCGGGGACGAGAGUGACCAGAAGCAGAGUGACGAUGGUGGUAGUAGUAGUGCGGCGGCAGCAGCAGCGGCAGCCGCAGCAGCAGCAGCACAAGCCGAAUCGGACUACGAAUCGCGCCCGAAGCGGGGUCGCGAUCGUAAGAAGGGAGGCAGCAGUAGCCGAGGUGGUGGAGCUAGCAGUGAGGUAGAGAAAAAGUCUGCGGCGGCUGCGGUGGCAGCAUCGGUGGAGGAAAAGGAAAAGAUGCCCACGAUCCAAGAGGUGUGCAGUUCGUUCGAUCUGACGGACGUGAAGAUCGAGUACACGGAGGAUGAUUUCGAGAAUCUGGUUACGUUCAAACUGUUCCAAACGCACGUGCGGCCGAUUCUGACGAAGGAAAAUCCGCGCGUCCCGAUGGCGAAGCUGAUGAUGCUGGUUGCGGCCAAGUGGCGCGAGUUUUGCUCGUUGAAUCCGAACAUUUCGUGCGAGGACGCGACGACACAGGAAACGGGGAGGGAGGACGAAGCGCCGCCCACCCCGGAGUAUGUGCCGAAGUCGAGCCGAUCGCGCAGCAAGACGGAGAACAAGCACGAGGACAUGGUGUAUGAUGAUGAGGACGAGGAUGAAGAGGAAGAGGUAGAGCGGGAGCGCACGCGGAAAAGCAAAAAGGGUAAGAGUGGUGGUGGUGGCGGUGGUGGAGGAGGAAGCAGCAGCAACAAGAAGGGUGGCGGUGGAAACAGCCGCAAGCAAAAGGUGCCGACGCUGAAGAUUAAGUUCGGCAAACGUAAGAAUGCCAGCUCGGACGAAGAGCCGGAUGCGAGCGGUGGAUCGGAGCGGGAAUCGGACGCAGAGUUUGAAAAGAUGCUGCAACAGUCCGAGUCGGAAAAGUCAGAAAAACCGGAACGAGAAUCAUCCACGGGGGGUGGAGGAGAUGGAGGUGGAGCGGGCGGUGCGGAUGAUGCAUCCGAUCAGCCCCCGGUACGAAAGAAGGCCAAGACAAAGAUUGGGAAUAAAUCAAAGAAGAAGAACAAGUCGAAGAAGAGCAAAUUUCCGGACGGUGGGGAGGAGGGUGAGCACGAGCAUCAGGAUUACUGUGAGGUGUGCCAGCAGGGUGGUGAGAUCAUCCUGUGCGAUACCUGCCCGAAAGCGUACCAUCUCGUAUGUCUCGAUCCGGAGUUGGAAGAUACGCCCGAGGGUAAGUGGUCGUGUCCGACGUGUGAAGCGGAAGGACCGGCAGACGAGGAUGAUGACGAGCAUCAGGAGUUUUGCCGGGUGUGCAAGGAUGGUGGCGAAUUGCUGUGCUGUGACAAUUGUCCCUCCGCUUACCAUACGUUCUGCUUGAAUCCACCGCUGGACGACAUCCCCGAUGGUGAGUGGCGAUGCCCGCGCUGUAGCUGUCCACCGUUGCCGGAAAAGGUACAGAAGAUUCUUACCUGGCGCUGGACCGAUAAACCGAUCAAUCCGGAUGAACCGUCCACAUCGAAGGGUGGUGCCCCAGGUGGAUCGACCCGUCGCCGAGAGUAUUUCGUUAAGUGGGUCGAAAAAUCGUACUGGCACUGUGACUGGAUUACGGAACUACAGCUGGACGUGCAUCAUCCGCUCAUGUUUCGGUACUAUACGCGCAAGAACGAUAUGGAAGAACCGCCCAAGCUGGAGGAAGCUCUCGACGAGGAAGAUAACCGUUACAAGCGCAUCCAGCGCAUGCGCGAAACGAACAGCAAUUUGAAUGAAACCGAGCUAGAGGAGAAGUACUACCGGUACGGCGUAAAACCGGAAUGGCUCAUGGUGCAUCGCGUUAUCAACCAUCGUACGAUGCGGGACGGUCGGACACUUUAUUUGGUAAAAUGGCGCGAACUACCGUACGAUCAAGCGACUUGGGAAGAUGAGGAGGAUGAUAUUGCGGGGCUUAAGAUGGCCAUCGAGUAUUAUCUCGAUCUUCGCGCCAACUGUUCCCAGGACAUUGGAGGUUCGGGUAGCGGUGGUAGUGGAAAUAGCAAGAAAAACAAAAAGAAAGGUCGUCGUCGUUUGCGUGAGUUGGAGGAGGAAGAGAGAACAGCUGGCGUGAAGCGGUACACACCACCGCCAGAGAAGCCUACGACUGAUCUGAAGCGAAAGUUCGAAGUACAGCCACCGUACCUAGACGAAACGGGUAUGCGACUUCAUCCGUAUCAACUCGAGGGUAUUAACUGGUUGCGCUACUCAUGGGCCAACGGGACGGAUACAAUUCUGGCCGAUGAGAUGGGAUUGGGCAAAACAAUUCAGACCGCAACUUUCCUUUACUCGCUGUACAAGGAAGGCCAUUGCCGUGGACCGUUCCUGGUGGCGGUACCACUCUCGACCAUCAUUAACUGGGAGCGUGAGUUUGAAACAUGGGCACCGGAUUUCUAUUGCAUUACGUACGUUGGAGACAAAGAGUCGAGAGCGGUUAUACGCGAAAAUGAACUCUCAUUUGAGGAGGGUGCUGUGCGGGGUGGAAAAGCAUCCCGUAUUAGGGCCAGCUCGAUCAAGUUUAACGUUCUGCUGACGAGCUACGAACUCAUCUCGAUUGAUGCCGCCUGUCUUGGUUCGAUUGAUUGGUCGGUGCUGGUGGUGGAUGAGGCCCAUCGGCUCAAGUCCAAUCAGAGCAAGUUCUUCAAGGUGCUGAACGCGUACAAUAUCGCUUACAAGCUGUUGCUGACCGGUACACCGCUUCAAAACAAUCUUGAGGAACUGUUCCAUCUGCUCAACUUCCUCAACAAGAACAAGUUUAAUGAGUUGGCCGAGUUCCAGAACGAAUUUGCCGACAUUUCCAAGGAGGAACAGGUAAAGCGACUGCACGAAAUGUUGGGCCCUCACAUGCUGCGUCGCUUGAAGGCGGACGUGCUGAAGAACAUGCCCACCAAAUCGGAAUUUAUCGUGCGUGUGGAGUUGUCGCCACUGCAGAAGAAGUACUACAAGUAUAUACUGACCCGGAACUACGAAGCGCUCAACCCGAAAGGUGGUGGCGGUGCUUGCUCGCUCAUCAACAUCAUGAUGGACCUGAAGAAGUGCUGCAACCAUCCGUAUCUGUUUGCGGCAGCAGCAGAAGAAGCUCAGCUAGGGCCGGGCGGUAACUACGAACUCCAGUCACUAACGAAAGCGGCCGGAAAGUUAGUGCUGUUGGAGAAAAUGUUGAAGCUGCUGAAAGCACAGGGUCACCGUGUACUGAUCUUUUCGCAGAUGACGAAGAUGUUGGACAUUUUGGAGGAUUUUUUGGAGGGAUUGGGCUACAAGUACGAGCGUAUUGAUGGUGGCAUUACAGGCAGCAUUCGUCAGGAGGCGAUCGAUCGGUUCAAUGCACCGGGUGCACCACAGUUCUGUUUCCUGUUGUCGACACGUGCCGGUGGUCUCGGUAUCAAUCUGGCUACCGCAGAUACUGUCAUCAUUUACGAUUCCGAUUGGAAUCCUCACAAUGACAUUCAGGCGUUUUCGCGUGCACAUCGUAUCGGACAGGCGAACAAGGUGAUGAUUUAUCGGUUUGUGACGCGUAACUCGGUUGAGGAGCGUGUAACACAAGUCGCUAAGCGUAAGAUGAUGCUAACGCAUCUCGUUGUACGGCCCGGUAUGGGUGGUAAGGGUACGAAUUUCACCAAGCAAGAGUUGGACGAUAUCUUGCGGUUCGGUACGGAGGAGCUGUUCAAGGAGGAUGGAAAGGAUGAGGAAGCGAUCCAUUAUGAUGAUAAAGCGGUGGCAGAAUUGUUGGACCGUUCGAACAAGGGCGUUGAGGAGAAGGAGAACUGGGCGAACGAGUAUCUGUCGUCGUUUAAGGUCGCUUCCUACUCAACGAAGGAGGACGUUGAGGAGGAAACAGAGACGGAAGUAAUUAAGCAGGAAGCGGAAAAUUCCGAUCCGGCUUACUGGGUGAAGCUGCUCCGGCAUCAUUACGAGCAGCAUCAGGAAGAUCUGUCCCGAACUCUUGGUAAAGGAAAGAGAGUUCGUAAGCAGGUCAACUACACCGAUGGAGGCGUCAUUCAGGCGGAUCCUGUAAAGGAAGACUCGACCUGGCAGGAGAACGUUUCCGACUAUAACAAUUCUGACUAUUCCGGUGCUUCGGAUGAGGAUCGCGAUGAGGACGAUGAAGAAAGUGAACUCGGUAGACGCAGCAGGCGACGCAUUGAACGUAAAGAAGCGGAACGUGAUAAUCGUCCACUGCCUCCUUUGCUGGCCCGCGUUGGAGGAAAUAUUGAAGUACUCGGCUUUAAUGCUCGUCAGCGCAAGAGCUUCCUGAACGCGAUCAUGCGAUACGGUAUGCCACCCCAAGAUGCGUUCCAUUCGCAGUGGUUGGUUCGUGACUUGCGUGGUAAAUCGGAACGAAUCUUCAAGGCGUACGUCUCGCUGUUUAUGCGCCAUCUUUGUGAGCCCGGUGCGGACAAUGCGGAAACGUUUGCUGAUGGUGUACCGAGGGAAGGACUCAGCCGACAACAUGUGUUGACGCGAAUCGGUGUAAUGUCUUUAAUUCGCAAGAAGGUGCAGGAGUUUGAGCACAUUAACGGGUACUACAGUAUGCCGGAACUGAUCAAACGCCCUUGCGAGCCGGUAAAGAUCGCAGUUCCUGCAGUUGCUGCUGCAGGUACGAGCGGAGAAGGUACCUCGGGAACUGCCGGUGGGGAAACGUCCAAAUCGGCUACUACCAGUACGAGCGCUACACCGGCCACAAGUGCCGCACCAAGUCCAGCUCCGAAUGCAUCAGCUUCCGGUGAGAAAGAGGACGAAACACCUGUGGGAGCUGCAGGGGAAAAAGAGAAAGCGGACGGUGCUGAAAAGGAGAAAUCGGCUGCCAGUGGAACGUCCGCAGCAGAGGGCGAUAAAGUGUCCGAAGGUGUGAAGAAGGAAGCGACGGAAGAUGGUGACGAAUCAGCAGGAACAAGUGGCGAGAAAAAGAAGGAUGAUAGUGGAGCCACGGUUGCUGCGGUCUCAGCGAAGGUAGAACCAAUGGAAACAGAUGCAGAGAAGAAGGAGGAAAAAUCUUCCACCGAGGAAACGGUUGACACGAAGAACAUAAAAAUGGAAGACGAGUCUGGCGCUGCGGCAACAGCGAAAAAGGAGGCUGAUGAUAAGGAAAAGGGAGACGAAAAGAAACCAGCUGUUGAGGGAGCUGUCACCAAGGAAGCUGAGGAUACAAAGAAGGAUACCGUAACCGGUCAGACGAAGCAGGAGGUAGAGGAAGAGGACGAUGAUGAUGAGGUAAAGUUUGUGGAGGAUGGCAGUACAAUUCCACCGGUGAAGAAGCAGGAACCGGAGGUUAAGCCGACGCCUGCUCCUGCCCCAAUCACGACCACAAUUGACGAUGACGAUGAUGAUGUGGUGUUCGUGAAGGAUGACGAUGACGAUGUGAAGAAACCGGAACCGGUGCAGGAGAAUCUGGAGGUGCAUAAGCGUGCCUUCAUGUUCAACAUCGCUGACGGUGGCUUUACCGAGCUGCACACGCUCUGGAUCAAUGAGGAAAAGGCGGCUGUCCCCGGGCGGGAGUACGAGAUUUGGCACCGUCGCCAUGACUACUGGCUGUUGGCAGGCAUUGUGACGCACGGUUACGGACGUUGGCAGGACAUUCAGAACGAUAUACGGUUCGCGAUCAUUAACGAACCGUUCAAGAUGGAUGUCGGUAAGGGCAAUUUCCUCGAGAUUAAAAACAAAUUCUUGGCCCGUCGCUUCAAACUGCUCGAACAGUCGCUGGUGAUUGAGGAGCAGUUGCGCCGCGCGGCACUGCUCAAUCUUGCCCAGGAUCCGAGCCAUCCGGCAAUGGCGCUGAAUGCACGGUUUGCCGAAGUCGAGUGUUUGGCGGAAUCGCAUCAGCAUCUGAGCAAGGAGUCGCUGGCAGGCAACAAGCCAGCCAAUGCCGUACUGCACAAGGUGCUGAACCAGCUGGAGGAGUUGCUGUCGGACAUGAAGUCGGACGUUUCGCGGUUGCCGGCGACGCUUGCACGCAUUCCGCCCGUUGCCCAGCGGUUGCAGAUGUCGGAACGGUCGAUCCUGUCGAGGUUAGCGGCUACGGGCAACACCGUGCAGCAGAAUCCACCGAUGUCUCAGUUCCCGCCAGGCUAUCAGGGAACGACACUACCCGGCUUUGCAGCGGCCGCAGCAGCCAAUUUUGCCACCUUCCGGCCAACCUUCUCCGUGCCCGGCCAACCGACCAACUUCCCCGGUGGAUCGGGAGCUGCCGGUUCAAGCUCUUCCGGGAAGUAAAUGUGCU